AUGUUCGGAAGUGCCGUAAAAAAAGUCAAAGAUUUGUAUAAAUGGCUAGACAAAUAUUCAGAUCCAAGAACAAAAGAUUUUCCUUUAGUUGAAGAUCCAUAUCCAGUGUGUUUGAUUUUCAUAAUGUACUUUAUUGGAAUUUGGGGAUUACUAAGAUACAUGGAGAACAAAAAGCCAUUCAAGCUGAAUAAAGUUAUGAUAUUCUACAACAUCGCAAUGGCAUGUAUAAGCUUAAAAAUCUUCAUAACAGCAGUUGAAUUCUCAUACAUGCUUGGACAUAAGUUUGUUUGUGAACCGUAUACAGUGAGCUAUGAUCAAUUGGAACUGAAAUUAUUAAAUAACAAUUGGUGGUACUACAUAAGUAAAAUUGUUGAAUUUAGUGACACGUUGUUCUUUAUUCUGCGCAAAAAGAACAGUCAACUGUCGUUCCUGCAUAUUUAUCAUCAUUCAUCAAUAUUCUUUUUGUGCUGGGUCGUUAUGAAAUGGUUUCCUUCGGGAAGUGUCGUUUCAGCACUGAUUCUCAAUUCCUUUGUUCAUGUCGUCAUGUACACUUAUUAUGGAUUAUCAGCUUUUGGGAAUCGUGUGAAAAAAUAUUUGUGGUGGAAGAAAUAUCUUACGGCGAUACAAAUUAUUCAGUUCCUGAUUGCAUUUUACAUUGCGACAUCAAACAUCAUUUAUGGAUGUAACUAUCCAUUUGGCUUGAAAUGUCUUGGAGUGUUGUAUGCAGCUUCUUAUCUGAUUUUGUUUGGCAACUUUUAUAGAAAAGCAUACCAAAAGAAGCUCAAGAAACAAAUUUAACUUGAUCAA
This is a messenger RNA of Chironomus riparius, 807 nucleotides long. The record is from the annotation of a GenBank genome assembly. Lineage: Eukaryota; Metazoa; Arthropoda; Insecta; Diptera; Chironomidae.